Molecule: messenger RNA, 2064 nt
Organism: Periophthalmus magnuspinnatus
Lineage: Eukaryota; Metazoa; Chordata; Actinopteri; Gobiiformes; Gobiidae
Product: zinc finger protein OZF
Exons: 4
Coding region: 132-1238 (368 amino acids)
Biological process (GO): regulation of transcription by RNA polymerase II
Molecular function (GO): RNA polymerase II cis-regulatory region sequence-specific DNA binding; DNA-binding transcription factor activity, RNA polymerase II-specific
Source: RefSeq, a predicted model, not a curated record
GGUCACAACGCAACUCAUAUUUCCCCCACAAUCCCUUUCGGCACAGUGGGCGCUGAUAAUUUAUUUAGAUUCGACGUCUGAGCGGAGGCAAUCUUCCUAUAAUUUGGAUCGCUAGGCUAACUGUCGAGAAGAUGAUGUGCAAUAGCACGAGUCGAAGUUUCCGCACGCAGUUAGCGGCAAUCUGGGAAAAGCUAACUAAAGCGGCGUUUGUGGAAAUAAGCAACCUCGCCGAUGAGUGUUCCGCUGUCCUUCACACCGAGAUAUCUCUGCACAAGACUGAAAAUGAGGCGCUGAAGAAGAGGUGCUACUCACUGGAGGUCCAGCUGAGAGCGGCUAAAGAGGCACACACCUACCCCCUGCAUGGCAACAGUAUGGCCCCCCGGCAUCCCGCAGAUCAGCCACACCAGUCUCCGGAGAUUGAGGGAGUGUUUGGAAAGGACUGGUGCAUGGACCUAUGGAGAGAGGAUAAAGCCUUACCUCGGGAAAAAGGGACUGUUGAUGCUGCUGCUAUGACAAGUCUUCAGGCACAGACUAUAGAUUUGAUUGAUAGAGACCCAGAGCUUAUAUUUGUCAAAGAGGAGAGCUACGAUGAUCACCCCAUUGGACAUCAUAUGCCACUACCAGAAACACGAACUGGUGCUGGGAUUUUUGAAAACAACAUGCUUCAUCGGUCUGUUGAGCAGCAGCUCCAAAAUGAGCUCAACAACUUCCAGUUCAUGACUGAAAGUCACAAUACAAGCCAGCAAUGCACUCAGCCAGCUCUGACCACAGAAAACCUCAUAGAAGAAGCUACAAUGAACAAUCUAGUUUCCACCGCUAAUGUUCCCACAGUAUCUGCUUACACACACAACAUAGACAUGAAUACAGCCAAAGAUGAGACCUUUCAGCCAAAAGCCAUCAAACCCAACAAACGAUUUGAGUGUUUGUUUUGUGGCCGAAUAUUUAAUUAUUUGAGCAGUUUAAAAGUUCAUAUUAGAAGGCACUCAGGUGAAAAACCAUUUAACUGUACAGUGUGUGGGAAACGUUUUGCUCAGAAAACAUACCUUAAGCUGCACCAGCGCGUGCACUCAGGUGAGAGACCAUACAGCUGUCCAGACUGUGGCAAAAGUUUCUCUCAGAAAAGUUCUCUGAACAUCCAUCUACGCACCCACACAGGGGAGAGGCCGUACAGCUGUGUGGACUGUGGGAAAAGUUAUGCUUAUAAGUAUGGGCUCAAUCACCAUCAGUGUAUUCACUGACCCCAUAAAGCUUAUGGUCUCACUGUUAAACCAGGUAAACCCAGAGCUCACCUCAGAAACGCACUGCGUAGAUAUUACAUUUACAUUCAAAUAUGUACAAAAUGAGAUUGAAAGCCAAAUGAAAUGUUUACUACACCAGGCCAUACAUUUGGCUUGAGUUGAAGGCAUGCAGGACAGACCAAAAUGACACUUUCACUGUAAUAACCUCAUAACCUCAUUAAUGCCGUUCAUAGUAUGCCUUUAAUAGGUAUGUACUGUAUUUUAUCUUUAAAAUAUUUUGGACAGAUACUCCAUUUGCACAGAUUUAGCAUAAACUACCUCCAACAUCACAACUUACAAUUCAUACCUCAUUCUAAAAUGCAACAGAGCAGAAAGUAGCAGCACGUCAGUGAAAAAAAUCAUACUGACAAAUUUUAUUCACGUUUUUGUUCAAAGCAACCAAGCAGAGUUUUAGCAUGUGCAAACAAGCCAUGCAUAUAUUUUUGUAAUUUUUUUGGUAUGUGUUUAUUUCUUUACAUUUCAGUUCAAUUGCUAAUAAUACUGUGUUCAUGUUUCUAUAAUGCCAUUUCCUAAAAGAUUAAUUUAAGUCUUUCCACACUGAUGUGUAGAUGGCAGGAUUGGCCCUUUUCCUGCAUGCUAACCACAAAUUGAAAUUUGUGUGUUCUCCACCGUACGCUCCCCUUUACAAUAAACAAAUAAACAAUCUAAGGUUCAUUGAUAUAUAAAUGGUUUAUUUGGUUAUGUUUUAUAUGUACACAAGAUGCAACACGACAAUAAAAACUCACAAAUGACAGGACAUUUUGCUACAUGGUUAUUUGUAGUAUUU